This is a messenger RNA of Paraphaeosphaeria sporulosa, 1891 nucleotides long. Its product is annotated as MFS general substrate transporter. Gene Ontology annotation, cellular component: membrane. NCBI's taxonomy places the organism in Eukaryota, Fungi, Ascomycota, Dothideomycetes, Pleosporales, Didymosphaeriaceae. Bases 104 to 1678 code for a protein of 524 amino acids. Gene Ontology annotation, biological process: transmembrane transport. The record is from RefSeq and is a predicted model, not a curated record. Gene Ontology annotation, molecular function: transmembrane transporter activity. The transcript is spliced from 4 exons.
AAUGAAGAUCAAGUUUUGCUGUUUGAUUUUCGUCAUAAUAAUUCAUUGGCUCUACUUUCCAGCUUGAAUCUUCAAAAUCAGUCGCUCGAUACUGGCCUCCAACAUGGCAUCUCUAGACGAGGUAGAGACAGCCCGGUCAGCACCACCCUCAAGAGGCGCAUAUACAUCUGCGGAACUCGAAAGAUUAGGACGAGAAAGACCGCCGGCAUUCAAGACGAUAUGGGUUGAGCUGGGAUUCUGCUUCUCCCUAUUGGGGUCUAUGUUUGUUGUCGAAUACUUCGUUUCAGGAUUCAACGUCCUACUCCCAGCACUUUCCGAAUCCCUUCACAUCCCCUCACAGGCAGAGACAUGGCCAGCAAGUGUGUUUUCACUAGUCACAGGCGCUUUCCUACUUCCAGCAGGACGUCUCGCGGAUAUCUUCGGUGGUUACACUGUGUUCACGGUUGGCAUGGCUUGGUUCGUGGUUUGGUCUUUGAUUGCAGGUUUCAGCCAGAACUACAUUAUGCUCAUCUUCUGUCGAGCACUGCAAGGAUUUGGACCAGCAGCAUUCAUGCCUUCUGGAAUAAUGCUUCUUGGCAGUAUAUACCGCCCUGGUCCCCGAAAGAAUCUCGUUUUCAGCCUUUAUGGAGCAUUUGCCCCAGUCGGGUUCUUUGCGGGGAUCUUCUUCGCCGGUCUUGCCGCCCAAAGCUUGUCCUGGCAAUGGUACUUCUACAUUGGCACUAUCAUGCUCGGCAUUGUCGCCCUAGCCUCCGUCCUCUGCAUACCGCGCCACACCAUUGAAGCUCACAAAAUACCUCCUAAGAUGGAUUGGUGGGGAACCUGCACCAUUGUACCUGGCCUUGUCCUUCUCGUAUACGCAAUUACCGACGGAUCACAUGCACCAAACGGGUGGGCAACACCGUACAUUCCGGUCACAUUUGUGCUAGGUUGGAUCUUUGUGGGGAUUUUCGUGUAUCUUGAGGGCUGGGUUGUUGAACAGCCUCUGUUACCAGGAGAUUUGUUCCACGUCAAAGGCAUGAAGGCGCUCACAGUAGCGCUCUUCCUACAAUAUGGUGUCUUCGGCAUCUUUUUGUUUUAUGCGAGCUUUUACAUUGAAGAAGUACUCCAAGCCAGUCCAUUAUUGACCAGUGCUUGGUUCGCCCCCAUGUGUAUCGGUGGUCUCAUCCUUGUAACCGUCGGUGGCUUUGUCCUACACUUGCUGCCCGGCAGAAUUCUACUUCUAGUCAGUGGCUUAUCCUUCGUCAUCUCCGUCAUGCUCUUCGCCAUCCUUCCGGACAAUCCAAACUACUGGCAAUACAUCUUCCCGGCAAUGAUAUGCGCUACGCUUGGUAUCGACAUCACAUACAAUGUCUCAAACAUCUUUAUCACGACUUCUUUGCCAAAGGCUCGCCAAGGCCUCGCAGGCGCCUUCAUAAAUUCCAUCCUCUUCGUUGGCAUAUCUUUCUUCUUGGGCUUUGCGGACCUGGCAGUGACGAUGACCGCAGAUCGGGGAAAGAAAGAGAGCUACAAAGUUGCUUUCCAAAUGUCGAUUGCUCUUGCAGGUGCAGGGCUCUUGAUUAUGUUUGUAGGAGUGAAAAUUGGGAAAGCAAAGAGCGAGUUGACUGUCGAUGAGAAAGAGGAGUUGGGGAGAGAGUUGACGAGGAGGAAUACUGGCGAUGAUCCCAGCGCGGUGCCAUAAUUCACGAGCUUGGCUAUCUGGAAGGCCUUGUGUGCUCAAUCAAAUUUUGAUAAUGAUUGAAUCACGAUUUCACUACAUCAUUUCGGUUCAACAACCAGGAUCGGUCUAUACUCAUUUUUUACAGCACUAAAUUGCUGCUCAUACCUAUCAGGUUUCUCCAUUGAUAUAGAUAGAUGAGUGCAUAUUACAGAAUUUCUAAUUGUUGGACUGCAC